UAAUUUUUUAAGUGUAAUUUAAUUCAGAGAAGAGGUCCAUCCAUCAUUAUUAGCAGUCUGUUUUGUGUUUGUUGUGCAAUCUUGGUCCCAAGUGGCGCCAAUCUUGGCACAAAAGUGUUAAGAUCGGACUAUUUUGGACUACCAAGUAGGUAGCAUAAUCUCUAAAAAAUAUACACCCACAAUGUGGGUCCCGCAUCGAUCGUUUCUCUUUCGAGUAUCUCGGUUCUCUUUUUUUUUCCGAAAGAGAAAUAUUGGAUGAUCCAUGGAGACAGAUAGACAGAUAGUUGGGGCUGGGGGGAAAACGUUAUCCCUUGUAAAUUUUCGGGCUCCAACUUCAGCUCCAGAUCCAACUUCUCUCCAGCAGCGAUCUCCAGAAACGAGCUCUCUUGGGCUCUUCAGCGCUGGCGGAGAAUAGGCCAUUCUCAUGGGGUCUCAUUGAGACAACGGGUUUCGAGCUGAGUGGGAACUGAAUGUGGAGGCAAGUCGCUGGCCGCCAAGCGAACACUCACUGCCAGUCUGUCUCGCGGAGCGGUAUACCCGCCACUUCGGUCGAAGCGAAAUAAAAAUAAUACACCACCCCAGCCAGUGGUGUAACGAUAUAUUUUACAAAGCGAAAUAAAAGAAAACCAACAAAAGUAUAAAAUAAAAGACGGUCGGAAAGAUUUAUGCUUGCAUAUAAAGUAUUUUAAACGAAACACGAAUAAAGAGUUGCGCUCGUCCGCCCACUUUUCCUGGAUAUUUUUUUGUGGGACGAACAAAAGCGGUGGUGUCUCGGGAACGGAUUCGGGAUCGGGAAUGAAAAUAUGGGCAUUUAGCAUCGGUACAUCGGGAUAAUAUAUUAAAAAACGAGAGAGAGGACAAGAAAACAAAGGCCUUUUGCUUUCGUGUGCCAAUUAAUUGUGUGGUUGUGUCUCGGAGUCGCAUCACAAAAGCUAAUGUGUCUUAAAUAGUGUGUGCCUUUGGAUUUGAAUAUAUAUUCCAGCCCAGCCCACGAACUUCCCCCACCUCCCACGGGGCGGAUGCGUCAUAUGUAAAGGAGCGGAAAAGCGAACAGCGAAAAAAAAGGGCAAAAAGGGAGAGCCAGCUACCAAGAAACAGUGGCCACAACAAAAAAAAAAACAUAACACAAAAGGCAGACCAAGAAGCAGAAACAGUUCACCCCCACUUCCGCUGCUUUGGGUCUCUCCUCUUAUUGUUGUUGUUGUUCUUGUUGCAGCUGUUGAUGCCGCCGGCUAUUUGUGUGCCACUGCGCAUGUGUGUGUGUCAACCCCCGGGGCCACUAAACAACAACAACAAAGUUAAAAGUGAAACAAAAAUAAGUAUAGUUCAAUUCCACAUUUCGAAUUGUUAGUGCAACACAUCAAUUAAUUAUGCUCCCGUUAUCAACGAAUCACAAGUGAUCUGCGACGAGUUAAUAAAAGAAAAGUGUAAAGUUUAAGUGAUCCCUCUCCCUUCCUGCCCCCUAUCUAUACAAGAUAAAAAAUAAAAAGCGAAAAGAAAAAUGUGCUCCACAUGUGUCGGCAGGCUGGCGCUACUUGCCACCCUGCUUGCACUCGUUAACUUAGCCGCAGGAAUUCAGGAUCUCCCCGAUCUACUCUAUCACAAAAAUCAGUAUAAUGAUGAUUACAAACAGGUUACAUUGGAGCAGCAUGAUAUGCUGGCGGGGAGGUCUGGAAAACCCUCCAAAAUAUCCGAAGAUGUUAUGUACAAUUACCUCAUGCAGUUUGAUUAUCUGCCCAAGUCGGAUCUGGAAACGGGAGCGCUCCGCUCCGAGAAGCAGCUGAUAGAUGCAAUCCGGAGUCUCCAGACUUUUGGCAACAUUCCAGUUACGGGGAAAAUUGACUCGGCAACAGCCAGGCUAAUACAGCAGCCCCGAUGCGGUGUGGGCGACAAGAGGAGUGCGUACGAUUUCUCGCCGGAUAACCUGGACCACGACAUCGGCUACAGUAUUCGAGUGCGACGCUAUGUUCUGCAGGGACCCAAAUGGUCCAAAACGGAUCUAACAUGGAGUUUGGUCAACCGCACCAUGCCCGAAGCCGAGAAAAUCCGAAGGUUGGUGGGCAGAGCCCUGGCCGUUUGGGAAAACAACUCGAAGCUGACGUUCCGGGAAGUGUACAGCGACCAGGCGGACAUCCAGAUACUCUUUGCACGGCUCCAGCACGGCGAUGGCUAUAAAUUCGAUGGACCCGGUCAGGUGCUGGCCCACGCCUUCUAUCCCGGCGAGGGCCGUGGCGGGGAUGCCCAUUUUGACGCCGAUGAGACCUGGAAUUUUGAUGGCAAUGCCGACGAUAGCCACGGAACCAAUUUUCUGAACGUGGCGCUGCACGAACUGGGUCACUCGCUGGGACUGGGCCACUCCUCGGACCAGAAUGCGGUCAUGUUCCCCUGGUACCAGAACAACGAGGUGGACGGCAAGCUGCCCGACGACGAUCGCAAUGGCAUCCAGGAGCUGUACGGCUCCAAGGAGAAGGUUUGGGGUCCCUACAGGCCGAACGCCACUCCGAGACCAACAACCACAACAACGACCACCACAACCACGAUGCGAUCACUGAGAUACUAUCCCCAGACACCGCGUUAUCCCAACCGGGAGUCGGAGACUCGCCAGGAGUAUGAGCGAAGGAUGCACAGGCAGCGGGAGGAGGAGUGGCGUCGCCAGCAGCGGGAAAAGCAGCAGCAGCAGGAGCGGGAGAGGAGGGAGCAAGAAAGGUCGGAGCGUGAGAGAGCGGAGCGGGAAAGGCAAGAGCGGGAAAGGUCAGAGAGGGAAAGAUCCGAGCGGGAAAGGUCAGAGCGGGAGAGGUCGGAUCGGGAGAGGUUGGAUCGGGAGAGAUCAGACCGAGAGAGGUCGGAUCGGGAGAGGUUGGAUCGGGAGAAGUGGGAGCGGGAAAGGAACCGAAACAGAUACCCAGUACCCACUACCACAACCACUACCUCCACCACCACCACUCCCAGGCCAAUCCGGACUCAUACGACCAAUAGCAACAGAAACAGCCAUCACCACAAGCCACGGAAGCACAAGCUGGACAACUGCAAGAUCAGCUACGACGCCAUCUCCUUGAUUCGCGGGGAGCUCUUCAUUUUCCGAAAGCAUUAUGUUUGGCGCAUCGGACAGAAGGGUCUAUACAACAUGUAUCCCACGGAAACCAGACGGCACUGGGCUGCUUUGCCGCAGAACUUCACCAAGGUGGAUGCGGUCUACGAGAAUAAGAGGGGUCAGAUCGUGUUCUUCAUAGGUCGCGAAUAUUAUGUGUUCAACUCCGUGAACUUGGCUCCCGGCUACCCGAAGCCACUGACCAGUCUGGGUCUUCCGGACACCCUUUCGCACAUCGACGCCUCCUUCGUGUGGGGACACAAUAAUCGGACUUAUCUCACCAGCGGCUUUCAGUACUGGCGGUUGGACGAUGCCACCAACCAGGUGGAGCUCGACUAUCCCCGGGACAUGAGCAUCUGGUCGGGUGUGGGCUACAAUAUCGACGCCGCCUUCCAGUACACCGACGGCAAGACCUACUUCUUCAAGAAUCUCGGCUACUGGCAGUUUAACGACGACCGUAUGCGCGUGGCCCAUGCCAAGGCACUUCCGUCGUCGCACAAGUGGAUGCAGUGCGUCCGAAACGCCAACGAGGUGGAUGAGGAGCACUGGACGGCCUCGUUGGUAUCUGGGGAGAGUGAAGAAGAAAACGAGGAUGGGACGGGGAGAAGUGGCAGCCAAUCCCUGCAGAUCAGUCUCGUUCUGCUCCUGAUCAGACUAUUAUACGCCGCAAUACUGAGCAGUUAAGAGUCGGGGGAAGGGCUUAAGUUAAGGCAUCCAUAAAAUACCAUUUUCGUAAAAGCGAAGGAGUUGUAGGGAAGGUUUUUGAUUUAAAUUGUGACAGAUUCCUAUUUCGAAUUCGAUUCUCAAAAGCUCAAAACUUAAUUAAUCUAAAAAGGAAAGUAAAAUAAACUUAAGAGGACAAAUCGAAGUAGAAAUAGAGGUGAAACUCUGUAGAAUCAGAGUGUCUAUCAGAUCUAAUUGGAACUAUAAAGUUAUUAUUAUGAAGCAGAGCGCAACUGUGUGACAGUCUGGCGCAUUAUUGCCCCCCAAAGACGACACCGAGCGGCCUUUCACUAGAAUUAAGUAAGAAAUAAAUCAGGAGCCAAGUGAGGGUCGGUUAUAGAUGCAGGAUGAAGGAUAUGGCGUCUAGGACCUGCCACUUGGCUGAUUUAUUCAUGGACACUUGCCAAUUGUGCACACUGGAGCCAUCUAUUGGACAAAUAGCAGGGCUGUUUUACCAGAUCUGAGCAGAUAAACAAUACGAAUAAGAUAUACCCUAUACAUACACUAUCCUAAUAUUAAAAUGAGUAGCAUUAAGGAUACGAGUGUGCAAGCAAGCAGCAUAUACAGGACGAGUCGAAAUUCCAAGUUGAAAAUCGAUACCACAACUGCCUUAUAAAUAAGUAUAGUAUUGCUUUUUUUGAUGGGGAGAGGACCAGGGUUUAGCUGUGAGCCUUCCCUGGUCUGCUCCCCUAACUUUGUUUUGACUAAACUUUCUAAUUUAAUUUAAUAUGUGUAAAUGUGAUAUUAUCAUAAAUUCAGUGCGAUUGUAAACGAAAGAAACCCGUGACAAAAAAAGGACAAACAAAACAAAGAAGUUGCAUUUUUGGUUAUACUUUAGUUUAAUUUACAUAAUCUUAAAAAAUGAUACUUCAGCUGUAAACCAACUUUUUAUAUACAAUAUAUCGAGAGGAAUUAAUAAAAAGAAUAUUUUUAAAUUCAAAA
Messenger RNA from Drosophila ananassae, 4753 nucleotides. It is a transcript of the gene Mmp2, whose product is annotated as matrix metalloproteinase-2. The transcript is spliced from 8 exons. The record is from RefSeq and is a predicted model, not a curated record. NCBI's taxonomy places the organism in Eukaryota, Metazoa, Arthropoda, Insecta, Diptera, Drosophilidae. Gene Ontology annotation, molecular function: metalloendopeptidase activity; zinc ion binding. Gene Ontology annotation, cellular component: extracellular matrix. Bases 1502 to 3772 code for a protein of 756 amino acids. Gene Ontology annotation, biological process: collagen catabolic process; proteolysis; extracellular matrix organization.